AUGGCGACCGUCCAACAAUCAUCUCAAGUCAGUGAAUUUUAUCUUGCAUGCCGAAAUGAUGAUGUGGAUACGCUAAAAAAAUAUCUGUUGACUUUCAAAGGAACAAUUGAUGAUCUGAAUCCUUUGGAACCCAGUGUCAAUAGUACACCAUUACAUGCUGCCUCGUUUUAUGGUCACAAAGAUAUUGUUCGAAUACUGCUAGAACAUGGAUGUGAUCGAUCGAAAGUAAAUGCCUAUGGUUUGACGGCAUAUGAAGAGGCUGCUAAUGAUGAAAUUCGACAACUAUUUAAACGAUGUUAUGCUCCCAAUUGUAGUCAACGUUUUCAGGAAGAAUCUACAGAAGAUUGUUUCGACUUUGUUAAACGACCCAAACAAAUUAAGAAAGAAAACCCGAUUCCAGCUGCAAAGUCGCAUUUUAAAACACCAAAGCACCAGCCACUUCAAACUUUCAGAACAAAGACUGAGAAAAAACUUGAAAUCGGUUAUGCUACAACAUCGAUAACUAUGUGCCAAUCACGAUUUGGAAGAUUUAUUACUAAUAAAUUGAGAAGCGAUGCACCCAUGUCUCUGGAAACCAUGAGUAAUCGACUUCAAGAUAUACUUGACCGAGAACUCAUAGCUAACCAAGAUCCAGAAUCAUCUAAAGCCAAUCAACUGUUAAAGAACUUUUCAAUCGAUAAUCCUACUGAACGUACUAAACAUCUCAUACGUUUGUACACAUUGGAAACAAGAUUUUAUCGUUUCCUACGGCAAAAUCCAAUGCCAUUGGCUUUACCUUUGUAUAUAGAAUUACAAAAUUUGAAAGAUAGAUUCUUCCAAGGACAGUCAUAUCGUGGUGCAAGAAUGACUGAUGACGAAAUUGUAACGUAUGAAUCAGCUGCUCGUAAUCAGGGAAGUUUUUUGCAGUCUAAAAUUUUUUCAUCAACUUCUCUACUACGUUCGACUGCCGAAGAUUUCGCAGAUGCAGCUAAUAAAGCGUCGGACAAUAUUCGAAAAAAUCGUGUUCUAUUCAUAUUCGAUUUUCCUCAACCAUGUGAUCAAGCAAUCAAUUUAAGUCGAAUAUCGGAUUCACAACCUUGUCUAUCAGAAUUCGAAGAUGAGGCAGAAGUUUUAAUAUUACCAUGGGCAUUAUUUCAAGUUGAAGGUGUUCACAAAGAAUCACCUACGUCUUACACAAUCAAUUUAACGAAUGUUAUAUUACCUCACAAUAAUCUUUUCUCGUCAUUCAAGUGGAUAUUGAAACAUCCUAAAGGCUCCAUCAAUCGGCUUAAUGAACAUUUUCCAGAGAGAAAACCAGAGUUUACGGUAAAUCAGCUUAAGUAUGCUGGUUCCAUGUUCGAUCCACCCUAUGGGGAAGAAUAG
Rotaria socialis is the source of this 1362-nucleotide messenger RNA. NCBI's taxonomy places the organism in Eukaryota, Metazoa, Rotifera, Eurotatoria, Philodinida, Philodinidae. The record is from the annotation of a GenBank genome assembly.